AUGAAGAAACUGCGUUUGCGUGAGGACGCUUGCAAUGAGGAGAAGGACGAGGCGGUGGUGGAGUUGUUGGCCGCGUUGUUCCAGCUCAUCUUUCCAAGAUUCGUUGAGCCUGGCACACGGUGUAGGCGAUUAGCAAUUCUCGCCUCGAAUCCAAUCCCAUCCUUGACUUCUCAGUCCUGGUUAAUGGGCUCAAAAACAACUGCAGUAUUUGCUUAA
This is a messenger RNA of Mesocestoides corti, 216 nucleotides long. NCBI's taxonomy places the organism in Eukaryota, Metazoa, Platyhelminthes, Cestoda, Cyclophyllidea, Mesocestoididae. The record is from the annotation of a GenBank genome assembly.